AUGGCCGUUUUGUCUGUGCUUUCUUCACAGCUGGCCAGUUUUACAGCCGUUGCUGUGACCCUGUCACUCACUGUUGCGUUUUAUUUGUUCCUACGCUGCGCCUACUAUGCAUUCUUCCACCCCCUUGCCAAGGUCCCAGGCCCAAAACUCUACGCUGCUUCUUCGCUGCCCUACUACCUCCAUCUGCUCCGCGGCGACUGGCAUCAGAGUCUGAAAGAGAUGCAUGACCGCUAUGGUCCUGCCGUUAGAUUUGCGCCUAAAGACGUCUCCUUCAUCACUGCCAGCGCCCUGAAGCAGAUUUACGGGCACAAGUCUAGCUUGGACGCGACCUUUGUCAAGGACCCCCCUUUCUAUCAAAGAGGCCUCAAAGAUCCAACAAUCAUAAACGCUAAUCAUGAGGACCACAAGCGUUUCCGGCGACUCUUAUCACAUGCCUUUUCAGAGAAGGCACUUCGCAGCCAGGAGGACAUUUUGAAACUAUACAUUGACAAAUUCAUCAACCAACUCGCCCAGCAGGCACACGAUGGAGUGGCUGUCGACCUUGUUUCCUGGUACAACUUUGCGACGUUUGAUCUAAUUGGGGAUCUCUCCUUUGGCGAACCCUUUGGUUGUCUUGAUAGCGGUGGCUAUCAUCCUUGGGUCCGUCUCGUCUUCCAAUACGUCAAAGCGAUUCCCUACAGACAAAUUGCCCAAUACCUCAAUAUGGGCUCCCUCGUCCUUUAUCUUACACCAAAACGCCUGGUCAAGGGCUCUAAGCAGCACCUUCAACUGAGCCGUGAAACCGCCAUGAAAAGGAUCGCAAGUACCACCGACAGAGCAGAUUUCAUUUCCUACAUCCUCCGCCACAAUGACGAAAAGGGAAUGUCGGAUGGUGAGAUCGCUGCUAAUUCGCACAUCCUCAUUCUUGCCGGAAGCGAAACAACGGCGACCCUACUCAGCGGCGUCACAUUCCAGCUUCUCACGAACAAGUCGAAGCUUGACAAACUGGUCUCCGAGAUCCGGUCCAGUUUUGAUGCCGAAGAUGAUAUUACACUGGAGCGUGUCAAUCAACUUAGCUACCUGCUGGCCGUUCUCAACGAAGGACUUCGCAUCUGUGAGACACCUGGCCUGAUAAGUGUGAUUGUUCCUAACUCUUCUCAGACCCCCCCGUGCCAACUGGUCUACCAAGGCUCGUUCCUUCAGGAGGUGAGAUUAUGGAGAGAUUUUGGAUACCCGAAAAGGCAAGUCUCUGCAAACGAUAUCCCCAUCCCUUUGCUAAUUCUCAAGCCUCAGACUCGGGUAUCGGUGCCUCACUGGGCAGCAUUCCACAGCGAGUCCAACUUUCGUGACGCCGACAGCUUUGUACCGGAACGCUGGCUUGGUGACAUUUCCUACAGCAAUGACUCCAAAGACGUGCUUCAGCCAUUCUCUACAGGCCCCAGGAACUGCAUUGGAAAGAACCUCGCGUACGCUGAAAUGCGCUUUAUUCUUGCUCGACUGCUUUGGAAGUUCGACCUCGAGAUACUUGAAGAGAGCGAGACUUGGGACAAACAAAAAUCUUUCUUGCUCUGGGAGAAAGGUGCCUUGCUUACUCGGUUGACCGAGGUCAUCCACGAUUGA
This is a messenger RNA of Fusarium keratoplasticum, 1599 nucleotides long. RefSeq lists its product as uncharacterized. The record is from RefSeq and is a predicted model, not a curated record. The transcript has 3 exons. Gene Ontology annotation, molecular function: oxidoreductase activity, acting on paired donors, with incorporation or reduction of molecular oxygen; iron ion binding; monooxygenase activity. The coding region runs from base 1 to 1599 and encodes 532 amino acids. NCBI's taxonomy places the organism in Eukaryota, Fungi, Ascomycota, Sordariomycetes, Hypocreales, Nectriaceae.